Trametes versicolor FP-101664 SS1 is the source of this 855-nucleotide messenger RNA. RefSeq lists its product as uncharacterized. Bases 1 to 855 code for a protein of 284 amino acids. The transcript is spliced from 6 exons. The record is from RefSeq and is a predicted model, not a curated record. NCBI's taxonomy places the organism in Eukaryota, Fungi, Basidiomycota, Agaricomycetes, Polyporales, Polyporaceae.
AUGCCUCUUGAACUGAACGGCUACUCUGCGCAUGUCAACUGUGAUGGCAAAGAACUGGAGACCUACGACGUACGCAUGGAGGACGAAAGGACCAUCAGCUGUUGGAUACCUAGCGAAGAAGGAAAGACAUUUAUCGUCCAUUGGGGCGAUGAUUCAUCCUCAACUACCAUGCGAGUGGACAUAUUCAUGGACGGCCGCAAAGUGGAAGUGUUCGCGCAUGAAAACAAAAAGACGGAGUAUUGUAGAGGAGCAAUAGAAACUUCAGACAGUCUGCGCCCAUUCCUAUUUGCUCCAUUGGUUCUCACAGACGACGAUGCCCUUCUCCAUUCCGACGUGAGCGGAGAUCUCGGCACCAUACACGUUCAAAUGAGGCGGGUGCAGCGCUAUACGAAGAAUAAGACGAACUUCCGCGGGAGACAUGUGCCUGAAAUCGGGUCAGUACAUGAAAGAAGCAAGAAGGCAGGAGUGCAUGCGGUUGCCCUCAGGAGGUCACACCUGCUGAGUCUUGGACAGCUUCUGCAAGCGAACGGGAUCGCUCCCCUCCCUGGAAGUUCCGUUGCUCAAAAUAAGCGGCCCUUACAAGAUGAACUUAACCGCGCCGGGCCUAGUAGUAGUAGCCGAAAACGCCGUCAUACACCGCCAGUAGGUGUCGUCAAACCGGAGGCCGCGGACGAUGCGGACGACGACGACGACGACGACGACGACAUGCAGUUCCUCGAGGAGCAACUCCAGAUGAUGCAGCGACGAGUAGAGGAAGCAAGGGCAGCAAAGAGAGCGAAGAAAGCUGUCAAGCGAGAGAUGUCGCCGAUUCAUAUUCCGUCUUCGGAUGAUGACGAGGUUAUUGAUUUAACCUAG